Mytilus trossulus (common blue mussel) is the source of this 3640-nucleotide messenger RNA. RefSeq names its product aryl hydrocarbon receptor nuclear translocator homolog. NCBI's taxonomy places the organism in Eukaryota, Metazoa, Mollusca, Bivalvia, Mytilida, Mytilidae. The transcript is spliced from 16 exons. The coding region runs from base 40 to 2160 and encodes 706 amino acids. The record is from RefSeq and is a predicted model, not a curated record. Gene Ontology annotation, biological process: regulation of transcription by RNA polymerase II. Gene Ontology annotation, molecular function: RNA polymerase II cis-regulatory region sequence-specific DNA binding; protein dimerization activity; DNA-binding transcription factor activity, RNA polymerase II-specific. Gene Ontology annotation, cellular component: nucleus; cytoplasm; transcription regulator complex.
UUUUGCAUUUAAUUAGAAAUAAAAAUUGAUGAAAACAAGAUGGAUUAUUCAAGAGGAAGUUACCCAGGUUACGAACAGACACCUCAAAAUUCCCAGAUGUACUUGCCUCAGCAAUAUGGACCUCCUUCCCAUCCAUCUUUUGGAAGAGUAUUUUAUGGAGAUGGAGGCAAGGGAGGCAACAGAAAAAGAAAAGGCGUUAAUCAUAAAGAUUCUGAUGAUGAAGAUAGCCAGCAAAGCACACCAUAUAACCAGGAACAAAUUGACAAAGAAAAGUUUGCUAGUAGGGAGAGCCAUUGUGAGAUUGAGAGAAGAAGAAGAAACAAGAUGACCUCCUACAUUAAUGAACUCUGUGAUAUGGUACCCACAUGCAGUACCUUAGCUAGGAAACCAGACAAACUAACUAUUCUUAGAAUGGCUGUUUCUCACAUGAAAACACUGAGAGGUACUGGUAAUACAGGAACAGAUGGGUCAUAUAAACCUUCCUUCCUCACUGAUCAGGAGUUAAAACAUCUUAUUCUAGAGGCAGCAGAUGGAUUCCUGUUUGUUGUUCAAUGUGAUACGGGGAGAAUAAUCUAUGUGUCUGACUCCGUGACACCAGUGCUUCAUCAAUCUAUGAAUGAAUGGUUUGGAAACUGUGUCUAUGAAUUGAUCCAUCCAGAUGAUAUAGACAAAGUAAGAGAACAGCUAUCCACAACAGAAUCUCAAAACACAGGAAGAAUUCUAGAUUUAAAAACUGGAACAGUUAAAAAAGACAGUCAUCAAACGUCUAUCAGACUUUGUAUGGGGUCCAGGAGAGGUUUUAUAUGUAGAAUGAAGAUGGGUAAUGUCCAGGUUGAUCCAAUGACAGCUAAUCAUUCCUUACGUGUCCGUCAGCGUAACACCAUUGGGCCUUCUAAUGAUGGGAACCAUUACACUGUUGUACAUGUCACUGGGUAUAUAAAGAACUGGCCUCCUGCAGGUGUACAGAUUGAUAGAGAUCCUGAUGAGAAUUCUGGUCCCGGCAGCCAUUGUUGUUUGGUUGCCAUUGGUAGACUGCAGGUGACUAGUGCACCUAACUGUAAUGAUUUAAUGGGAGCUAACAAUGCCACAGAGUUUGUUUCCAGGCACAGUAUAGAGGGGAAAUUUACUUUUGUAGAUCAGAGGGUUACAGCUUUACUUGGUUAUCAACCACAGGAAUUGCUAGGAAAAUCAGCUUUUGAUUUUUAUCACCCAGAAGAUAAAACUCACAUGAAAGAUACUUUUGAACAAGUGUUAAAGUUGAAAGGUCAAGUAAUGUCUAUAAUGUACAGAUUUAGGGCUGCCAAUAAUGACUGGGUAUGGCUGAGGACCAGUAGCUUUAGUUUCCAGAACCCUUAUACUGAUGAAGUAGAGUACAUUGUUUGUACUAAUACAUCAGCAAAGACAGCUCAACAAGGUUCAGCGGGCCCUCAGUCAGGAAUACCAAAUCCAGCUGAUCAGGCACAAGAUCCACAGAUAAAUACAUUUAGUAAUCCACCUCGUCCAUUACCUACAGACAAUCUGGGAAUGACAUCCUCAUCAAAGGCUGACUACACUAAUCAGUAUAGUCAUCCAGAGGCUGGGGGAUAUCCAUCAGUUCUCACAAGUACCAGACAGGUUGGACAGGACAUGUAUGGGUUUAACUCAUCUGCACAGAUGAAAUACCCCUCUCCUAAUGUGUCUGCCUCCAUGUCAAUGCCACAAUCUGCCUCAGGGAGAGGAGGAGGUAUGUCACAUCUCAGAAGAAGUCCAAACCCAGAGAGUAGAUGGCAAAACCAGGCAGGAUUCUCACAAAAUCAGGCAGCAGAUUAUACCAACAAUUCACAGUCAGGAUUUUCUCAGAUAAGUCCCAACAGUUCAUCUCCAGCUGGUGCCCCUACUUACACCCAACUAGGAAGUAACCAGACAGCACCAAAUUCACAACCUAAUUCUUUCUCUCAUUCCUCCGCUGGUGGAUCUGGACCAGUUAUAUGGCCACCUGCUUCUCAUUGGCAGGGAGGUGGAGCAGACGUGUCACAGCAGCAGACACAACCUCAACAGCAGACGACACCACAACAGCAGCAGCAGCAGACAGAAGAAUUCAGUGACAUGUUACAAAUGUUACAACAGCCUGGGGGACCAGAAUUCAGUGACUUUACAAUGUUUAAUCCUCUAGGUGAUUAAAAUACUAAAUUUUGGUCUGAAUGUUUGUGUAUGUGCCAUUGUUGAACUACAUAGAUGCUUGCCUGAAAGUUUAGGGAUACAGUUUCAAUCACAAUUCUAUUAAACAAGCAUUUAUAUUCAGUACAAUGAUAAGACAACUCUGUAUGAGUUUAUUUAAUGUUUAUAUUGCAUAGGUUUUACAUGCAACUGGAAGACAUACAAAAUAUUGUGAUAUUCAUAAUUGAUUAUAAUGUCUUAUGUCAAAUGUAGUGUAUUUUCUUUUACUUUUAAAAAUAUUGAUUAUAAAAUACACUUAUUUAUCAAUUACUAUAGUGUCUGUAUUUUUUAGGACAGUACUUGUUGUUUUCUGUUUUCACUCAAAACUCCUUGACAAAAGUUGAAUUCAUUCAAAUGACCUACAAGAAAAUAUCUAGAAAAUUAGAAAGAUAUAUAUUUUAUGAUAAUAUCCAAUGAAAACGGAACACAGGGUAAAACUUAAUACAGUAAUGCUAAUUUGUUUCUUAAUUGUUAUUCAUAUAUGUUAUUGCUUAUAAGAUACAAUGACUUAAUUGUCCUGUACAAAUACUGUAAAAUAUUUAGCUCAUAUAAUUUUAAGAACUGGAACAGUUAUGAUUGGUGUUUUAGCCCUAAUUUGACCAAACUGAUUCAGAAUAUCUGCAUCAUUGCAUUGUAAAAAGAGAUUAAUUUGAUAGUAUUGAGAGAUGACAUACCUUAAUAGCUAAACAGCAUCUCUCAUAUAAGUGAAUCUAACAAAGCAGUAAGCGGGAUCUAGGAUUGGAACCCCCCCCCCCCAAAUGAGACCCCCAUAAAAGAAGAAGAAGAAAAAUUGUUUGAACUUCAGCUUAUCAUCAGGGUUAUAUAUGUCGGAGAAGUUGAGACUUCAGGCAUGGCAAAAUUUAUGGGAGGGUUGGAUGCCACAUUAUAUUUUUGUCUUUUGGGUGACAGUGGUAGAAGCAUUUUCAGUUCAUAGGAAAUUAAAAAUUAAGGGUGGUGGGGUAUGAAAAAAGUUUUGUCCAACCCAACCUCCUCUUACAUUUGCCCGGAAUAGGGUUCAAAGCAUGCAGUGGUUAAACAUGUGAAGUAUGAAUGAUGAGCAUGCCCAUAGGUUCACUUACCUUAGAUCUUUUGUCCAUCAUUGUAAAUUCAACUUUUUAUAUUGGUAUUUAUAUUUAUACUUGUAAAAUUCCAUUGCACACUUUACUUAGGAUAAGAUUCAUAUUUUGCAAUUAAAAAGUCGAACAUUCAUCGCUACUUUCACAGUAUGAGUUUAAUAAUGACAUGUUGCAAACUGUUUAUAUCUUGUUAUUGUCUGAAAGUUAACAUUGUUUUUGAUGGAUGAACAUUUAUCAUAUUUUAACAAAUUUUAAAGUCAUAGUUUUAAUCAUUGAAAUUAUUAUUUUAACUGUUUUAUAUCAGCUUUAUUAGAACCUGUUUGUUAUAUGUAAAUGUUUGUUGUAGUAAUAAAAAUAUGUGCAAUUAG